AUGCAGUGGUGGCUCUCGUGUCUAUCCGGUGGUGGCUCUUCGCAUCGAACCAAAGGCAACAAUACCGAGGCCAGUUUCUCGUUUCGUGGUUCGAGCGUCACAUGGUACACACGAACUGCACCAGACGGUGGCAUAGCCCUCGUGUAUAUCGACGAGGCUCUCCCGCCGACGCGAAUCAACACUUACUCCCCGGUGGUCGACGAGGCGAAACCAAUCUUCAGCAGGGCAAAUCUCGACCCUUCAACAACACAUAAAAUCACUGUUCAAUAUGAUGCCUCGACGUAUGUGGAAACCAACACCAACGAAAAAUUCGUCGACGUCUGCUAUUUUGAAUACGACGACAGCGGCGGCUCAGGUGGUUCGGGGGCAAGUGCUCCGGCAACGACGAUCAGUGGGUCCACCUCUUCGUCUUCUUCAUCAUCUGGAACACGCUCGACUAGCACAACAGCAUCCAGUAUAUCAUCCUCUCGCACAGGUACCAGCGGCACUACUUCCCUCACUGGCACAUUGUCCAAUGGUCAGCUUGUGAGUCUCGAGUCUGGUGUUGGCCAUACGGCGUCCGUUGCGGGUGGGCAAUCUGCAGCCGUCGGCAACGUCAGUCAAGGAGGUGGAGGUGGGUCAGGCGUCCCAGUAUCUGCGUUAGUAGGAUUCGCUCUUGGCGUCGUGUUCAUUGGUGCCCUCCUUGCGUUGUUCUGGUUUUGGAGGCGCCGAAAACGACGAGCGGCAUGGAAAUCACGUCAUUUUACCGACUCAAAGGAAGAGAUCCGCCGAGAGCCGGACCUGACCGUCGCGCCAACUCGGGAUAGUGCCGAGGGCGACUC
Molecule: messenger RNA, 821 nt
Organism: Serendipita indica DSM 11827
Lineage: Eukaryota; Fungi; Basidiomycota; Agaricomycetes; Sebacinales; Serendipitaceae
Source: the annotation of a GenBank genome assembly